UCUACCGGUUCUAAAAGGCGUACUCAUUGACGAAGGCUACUCCUUGUUCGCUUAACCUGUACCGUACGCUUAGGCUGGCAUUGCCGGGGCCCAAUGAGUUUCAACGGUAUGUGGAUCCUGUGCACCCUGGUACUGUUCGCACAACUCUCCAGAGCACUAGGCGCUUUUGGUGACGAUAUUUCGCAAGAUAAUGAGGACAACAGAUUCGCAGUUAUGGGCCAGGUAACAAAGGAUAUAUUCGAUGUACAGAGUGGAAACGUCACCCUGCAACUCAAUGUUCAAGACACAACAGGCACGAUGGAGUUUUGGCUUCUUGACUUCCAAGAAUAUAGAUUUAAUCUUGACGCCUUGCCUGUUGAUGAGGUCACAGGUAAUUUGUUGAAGGACAGAACCUCUGCAUGCUCCAAUGUGUACGAAGAUGCAGACUGGGAUACUUUCUUCAACGACAGUUACAUCCAGGACAAAGGGGACAGCAGUCUAACGUCGAAGAAUCUUUUUACAACAAUUAAAAGGGGAGAUAUUGACACUGAUGGCAUCAUGCGAAAUGACAAAAUCAUCUUCCAAGGAGAUAUGGCAACAUUCGCAAACUGCAAGGACUCCAAUGACGAGGAAUACGUCUGGGAGAUGACUGCUAUCACCAGCGACGAAAUUGAAUACAGGACAAAGUUAUAUGCCACCAACAUUAGACCAAAAGAUCCCGAGGAUCCGACAGGAGGGGUGUCGUUUGUACAGUCACACAUUGAAUUGAUCUGGAGAAUAUCCAGAUCAGUCUUGGCCAAGUUCUUAAUCAGUUCCACUGCCCUGAUAAAACCGGUACUGGAGUUUGCUAGAGUGUCGGCUGUUUAUGACGAACAGAACAGAGUUGUACCAACCCAGUCAGCACUCCAUAUCAGGUUUCGGACUAUUGUCGAUGCAAAUGAUCAGAUGGUCAAUUAUGAGAACAACAGCAUUACAUAUUUACCAGAAAAUGUCAACCAUGCUCUGAAUACGAUUGUCUACCAACCAGUGGGCAUACUAGAUGAGGCACCAGCUUGUGAUUUUGUAUUAGAUGAAGGAACUCGAACACAGAUGCAGUGUCAACAGGCUUGGGAGUUUAAGAUGAUACUUGAUAUAGACACAUCCACCCAAGUGGACAAUCGAGUGCCAAUUGAUGCUAGUGGAACAUUUGAAUUUCUUUACAUGGCUUACAGAUGUGGCCUGGAGAACAACACUCUGAAUGUUUCAUCUUGUAUUGCAAUGAGUGUUGACCCAGCCAAGAUCUCGGCAUUGAUCACUAUUCAGACAACAGUCUUUGUACAAGAUGAAGAAGAAGACCAAGUCAUAAUCAUACUCCAUUCACUGACAGGUGCAAGCAAUGAAGACCUCAGCUAUGGCACGGGAUCCAGGGGAGUAGCUCACAAAGAGUAUGUUGACCUGCGAGUUAAAUUCUCCCCUGCUUUCCUCCGCAAAGACUAUGACCUCUUUCUGCUACUCUUCAUGGUAUGCAAAGGGCAGGAAUAUGCCAGUCACCAGUAUUUACAGGGUUGUCUGCAAGCACCUUCUGAAGACCGCUACGUUGCACACUAUGAUGCUACUUUCAACUUCAUUCCUCGCAUCACAGACGAUAAUGGAACAGUGGUGAUUCUGAACGCUUACAAUACUACUCAUGUGGAAAAUGAUGUUCAACAACCUCUCCACAUUCAAGAAUAUUUACGUGAAGAGUCGGGAGAGACUUUGGCAAUUCCUGUACACCGUUCUACCUUCUACAACCUGGCGCUGUCAGCUGAGUCCGAUGUCUACACGAUUACUGUGGUCUACCGACUCAUCGAUACUCAAGGAAGAAAACGACGAGCAGCCUUGCCACACAUGCAAGAUAUCAUCUUGGCAAAAAGUGUGGUAGGCAGAGCAGGAGUAGGCAGAACAACGGGUACAAUCAUCACUCGCCAUGCCCGCGAUGUUGUAGACAGUGUACAGGCUUCUCACUCUAACAGAAUCCCAUUCUUGUCUCUUGGAUGUCCUGAGGAAGCGACACAUGUACAGGAAGAGUUGGACUGCAAGUGCCCAGCAGGAAUGGUGUACAGCUCAAACUCCUUCAACUGUGAGGCAUUGUCGCUCAAUGAAGAUGUCAAGGAAGUGAAAGAAGAUGAUCAGGUCAAUGACCUUAAAGAAACAGCACAUGCUCAAUGCAUUGCCUGCCCUAUUUCACUCAUUUUGCUGGCAAAUUCAUUGCUAUUCCUGUUGUUGAAAGAUUAUUAGUCAAGCAGACAAUGUAAGAAAGCAGUUUUCAAAAUGUGCACAAUAAUAUAAUUUGCAAAGGAAUUCUACCUUGAUCAGCAACUUUAAUUGAACACCAUUGCAAUAAUGCACAAGACACUGGACAUUGGAAUCGGCUAGGCAUAGUGAUUAAGUUGUAUAUACACAUACAUUUAAAAUCAAAUUGACCUUUUCUUGAACAUAAAUUCAACAUAAAUUGUCUUCAACAGAUUGCAACCUUACAUGCUGCUGAAUUAUUUGCUGAAGUUUACUACCAUUAUGAAAUACAUUCAUUUACAAAAGGUAAAUAGACAAUUUAAAGUCAUUUUCAAGAUUGUUUGGUAACUUUUCACUUAAAUCCCAAGAACUUGGUCAUAUAAUGACCUUUGUGUUUCAGUGUUUGUAAUUACCUUCCAUAUUACUGUCAUGCAAUGACUAGAGCAAUAUCGCAAUAUUUCACUGCCACAAAAUUGAAUUAAAAUUUGAAUUUUAUAUUGAGUGCCCACCCAUAUCCUUCCAUCACUGAUGUGCAGCAUUUUUCAGAGGCUGUACUUUAAAUGUUCCAAUCAAAUGUUGAAAGCAUUUUAGCAGGAUUCAUUUAUAAAGAUUGCUAUAUAAAUUAACAUUUAACAGUCUGUGUGUUGCUCCUUAAAGAUGUAUAUAAAUUGAAAUUACUUGAUAAAGUGAUAAAUUUCAGUUCUUGUUUAAUGUUAAAAGUUAUGUCAAAAAUAACCAAAAAAUAACCGUUCAUGUAACUUGUGAAAUUGACUUUUCUAGUUCAUGUGCACUGUAACACCAAAUCAAAUUAGACUGUUUUACUGUCAUGGCACUUACUGAAAGUACUCGGUUUCACCUUAUUUAAUGUUUGGAUAUUAAAAUAUCAUACAUUGGCUUAAAUUCAUUGCUUUA
Acanthaster planci (crown-of-thorns starfish) is the source of this 3141-nucleotide messenger RNA. RefSeq lists its product as uncharacterized. The record is from RefSeq and is a predicted model, not a curated record. Lineage: Eukaryota; Metazoa; Echinodermata; Asteroidea; Valvatida; Acanthasteridae.